CUUCUGUCUCAAUAGCUGCCCUACUACCGCUACCGUCCGUCCUCUUACUUUCCCUCCCACGAUGCCAUUCAACUUCCCUCACAUACACUCGAGAAGCACAUCGCAACAGGACAAUACCUUUGCCCCAAGCGCCGCUUCUGGUAUCUUGCAAGCUACCCAGAAUAUAGGAUCCUUUGGCGCGCCAACGGGAAAUCUCAACGCCGUUGCAACCAGUAAGACAACUGCUGGCACCGAUCGAUUCCUGCCUUCCAGCGGACCGUCGCCGACCUCGAACGUAGUAUCCCAUUCAGCAUCAUCAUCUACAUAUGGUCUGCAAAAUUCCAAUUCGGUGACGAAUUCUGCGCCUUCUGCCGGCGGGGUUCCCAACCAGACCCAGCGCUACGAAACUCCACGACGCUCCCAAGCAGAUGAGCUUCACAUGAACUCGAACGCAAACAACAUGGCAUCACAACGAGGUCCAUUAUCACCAAGAGACUAUACUCCCGGCGGUCCCCGAAUCAGUCUUGAGCAAGCCACUCCGGAGACAUCACAAUAUCAGAACGCGGGGCAGCAUCUUCCUGGCUCAUUACAGCCAGGCAGACCGGGUCCAAUAUCUGCGAACACGGCGCCAACCGUGCCAACCGUCCCUCAAGCAAUGUCUCAAGAUCAAUACUCGACCCCUUCGCGAUCAUCUGCUCUGGGCCUCUCGCAUAAUUACACUCGAUCAAGCCCAGCAGCUGGCUUUGAGGGUCAGAACUACUCUUCGUUCUCUCCAUCUACCCCCGGUGGGAGUGACCAGAACCAGUAUGCUUCUCCCACGAACCAGAAGUAUACGCCUCAGAACAACCAGAGGACCGUCUCAAAUACACCUCUAGGGCUCGCAGAUAUCAGACCCCGCGCCGACUCGAGCCUUUCUGAAGGGAUUCCUGGUGCCAAUCCAUAUUCAUAUGAUGGCGCCAAUUCUGUACCAACAAACAGCAACUACCUCGCUCCAUGGGCGAUAUAUGCUUUCGACUGGUGCAAAUGGCCCGCGCAGAACCACGACGCUGGAAAGGUGGCUGUGGGAAGCUAUCUAGAAGAUGGGCACAACUUUAUACAAAUUCUUGACUCGCAGAUUAUACCAACGCCAUCCGAAUCAUAUACACCUGGAGCUCCAAAAUAUGGAUUGGACUUUGUGAAGAUAGCAGAAGCGACGCACUCGUACCCUGUUACGCGCCUGCUCUGGGAGCCUCCAUCUUCCCAGAAGCAAUCGACUGAUCUUCUCGCAACAUCUGGCGACCACUUGAGAUUGUGGUCCCUCCCAUCAGAGACUCCGGUUACCUCCCCAGGCAACUCGAUUACCCGCUCGGCGAAUCAUGGCAGAGAUAUGCCAGCAAGCAAGCUCACACCAUUGGCUCUUCUCUCGAAUUCAAAAACGCCUGAGCAUACCGCCCCUCUUACUUCUCUUGAUUGGAACACAGUAUCGCCCAGUCUGAUAAUCACAUCAAGUAUCGAUACAACCUGCACGAUCUGGGAUAUUCCAACCUUGACUGCCAAGACACAAUUGAUUGCACACGACAAGGAGGUUUUCGAUGUCCGGUUCUGUGCCAACAGUGUUGAUGUAUUUGUUAGCUGUGGUGCAGAUGGAAGUGUACGGAUGUUCGACCUCCGAAGUUUAGAACACAGUACUAUCAUUUAUGAACCUACUGCCAAGGAUGACAAAGACGGCAGUCCUGGAGGCAGGAUAAGUCCUACAUUGGCACAACAAACAAUGUCGUAUGCUCCACCAUUACUGCGACUCGCUGCCUCACCACACGAUACCCAUUUGCUAGCCACAUUUUCUCAAGAUUCCAACCUAAUUCGCAUAUUGGACGUUCGCCAACCCGGGCAAGCAUUGCUUGAACUCCGAGGUCACGGCGCUUCUAUAAAUUGCAUAGAAUGGUCCCCAUCCCGAAGAGGAACCCUUGCAUCAGGAGCCGACGAUUCCUUAGUCCUAAUCUGGGACCUCCUCAGCCAGAGCACCGCUCUCGCACCACCUGGCCCAGCCAUCAAUGGUGCACCCGCUUCAGACAAUGCCCGUGGUCCAACAGCCAGCUGGCAGUGUGACUACGAAGUUGGCAAUAUCAGUUGGGCACCACACAGUGCGCUGAACAACGAUGGCGGGGACUGGUUGGGCGUCAGUGGCGGCCGGGGAAUCUGGGGAGUCAAACUUUGAGGGUGGAGAAGGACGUGGGUGAUGAAAAGUCAUGUGCGAGAAAAGCGAGCAAAGCAAUUUUCAAAUCGAGCAAAAAUCAACUCAGAAUCAUGAUUCGUAGAUGGGAUAUUUGAGCGUAUCUUUCCGCACUCAUGCAAGCAAGCAUUAUUCAAGCCAGGCGUUUUCGGGUAUAGUUGGUCUUGUGGGGAAUUGGCGAGCAAGGGCAGACUGGUAGGGCUUUGGCAUUGUAGCAGGGCAAUGACGAUGACAAUGGCAAUGGCACUGGAUUACGCGGUAUUUGGGACGAGCCAAGGGGUGGGCCAUGCCAUGCCAUGGCUAUAGCAUGAUAGAACGAGUGAUGAGGGAUGAGGCGAUGAGGCGAGGACGAUUUCUAGAGCAGCGGGCAGCAGCAAUUGUGUAACAUAAAUUAAGUACGAAGUUGAGGUGAGGAUUGGUGGUGAGGGCCAUGGACUACUUACUAUGACUAUGUUAAAAGCAAAUGAAGGAAUAGAGAGCAAGGGAAAUUGGAGGAAAAAACGUGUGACGGGUCCCAAUAGUGAGAAGCGAGGAAAGUGAUAUGUGUGUGCUCGACAGACUCGUCAAAAUUGCUAAUCGAUGGCUCACUUUCUUCACAGCCAUUUCAUAAGGAGUGGAAACUUCGUCUUAGUGUCGGUUAGAGUGAAG
Molecule: messenger RNA, 2836 nt
Organism: Cadophora gregata
Lineage: Eukaryota; Fungi; Ascomycota; Leotiomycetes; Helotiales; Ploettnerulaceae
Exons: 3
Coding region: 62-2173 (703 amino acids)
Cellular component (GO): nucleus
Molecular function (GO): protein binding
Source: RefSeq, a predicted model, not a curated record